Messenger RNA from Bombina bombina (fire-bellied toad), 2614 nucleotides. It is a transcript of the gene FRMD8, whose product is annotated as FERM domain containing 8. Gene Ontology annotation, biological process: negative regulation of canonical Wnt signaling pathway. Gene Ontology annotation, cellular component: cytoskeleton; plasma membrane. The coding region runs from base 84 to 1442 and encodes 452 amino acids. NCBI's taxonomy places the organism in Eukaryota, Metazoa, Chordata, Amphibia, Anura, Bombinatoridae. The transcript is spliced from 11 exons. The record is from RefSeq and is a predicted model, not a curated record.
UCUGUACCUGCCAGGGAGGGGGGAAGGAAGCAGAGAAGAGCUGAUGCUUUAGUUUGUAUCUUCUGCAUAUAACUGUAUCAGCGAUGGAUGGAAGUGAAACGUCGCCAAACAUUGGUUUGCAUGAAUACUUAAUGCGAAGCAGUGUGUCUUCAGCUGGAGUGAGGUGUAUGUCUCUGGAUGUGAUUGUUUACCUAGUGAACGACGAGGUGAUACCACUUACAGUUGACGGCCUUUCUGUCAUCACAGCACAUGAAUUGCACAAGAUCAUUCGUCUUGUUCUUCAUCUACCUGAUGUCGCUCAGGAAGUCUUUGCGUUGUGGCUUGUCUCUCCCUUCCUAGAGGUACAACUAAAACCAAAGCACCAACCUUAUAAAGUUUGCAGACAGUGGCACGACCUGCUGGCUCGUUUUACAAAAUGUUCCGCUGAUGACAUUCAACAAGAUGAACCAGCCUUGCAGUUUAGGAGAAAUAUAUUCUUUCCCAAGGCUCGCGAAUAUCAGAUUUCUCACAGUGGCAUCCUACGUUUGCUUUAUGAGGAGGCAAAACACAAUGUUCUAGAGGGCAGGUACCCAUGUGAUGUUGAAGACUGUGAGAUUCUGGGCGGUCUGUCGUGUCGUCUAGAGCUGGGGCCAUAUAAUCAAGAUAAACACACAUUGUCUAUGUUCAAGCACAAUCUAGACUCCUUCCUCCCCCCUUAUAUAUGCAAGAGGAGGAGUUUGCUUACUGCUUUGAAAAACAAAGGAAGCCGUCAAUCGAGUUUUGAACAGUCUCUGAUGAACACAUACAAAGAGGUGACUGAGAGUAGUGCAUGUGCAGAGGAAGAGGCCAUCUUGAACCACUAUAAGGAGUAUCUGAAGAAGUGCCAUGAUCUCCCCUAUUAUGGAUGUGCCUUUUUUCAUGGUGAAAUUGACAAGCCAGCUCAAGGAUUCCUAAACCGGAGUGGAAGAAAAUGUGUAUCUGUAGCCAUCAACAUGGAAGGGGUGUCGGUUAUUGAUAGAAAAGAAAAGCAUGUCCUGAUAAGCCUGAAGUACACAGAAUUAUCCUGGGAUAACACCAAUCCAGAUGAAGACGAGCACACACUGUGGCUGGAAUUUGAUGGUGACAAUGAAGGAACAGCAGUCAAUAAGCUCUUAAAAGUUUACUCCAAGCAGGCAGAGCUAAUGAGCGGGCUGAUUGAAUAUUGUAUAGAACUCAGCCAAACAGAGUCACCCGUUUCUGACUCUGCUCCUGGCAACACACAACUUUCUGAGAAACGUGCCAAGCUCCGCAGACAGGAGAGUGUGUUGUGUAACCGUAUGAAACACCUGGCUACGAUAGAUUAUGUGGAUGAUGGUCAAGAGAUCAAACGUGUGAAACCAAAAAGGGCAUCUUCAUUUUUCACCCGACAAGCACCGCACAGUUACUCAUUUGUCCAGUCUUCUGAUACACCAACACAAAGUUGACCAUUGUCUAAAAUAAAUCCUUUACCUUAGCUUCAGUGACCAAAGAUAAGUGUGUUAGUUGGAUCCUAUAAAUCAAUGAUCUGGACCAACUCAAAACGGCACAAUCCCUGAUUGCAAUAGUUGGGUUUCUUAGUUGUUUCACUCUUUAUGACAGCACUUUGAAGAGCUAGGAUGUAGAGGUUCCAUAAUGUGUUUUUUUUUCUCAUUUCGUAUAUACAGAGAUCAUUUUUUUUCUUCUUCAGUGUAGGAUUUACAUUAUCCCUAAAAUUAACUUUAAAGGGAAUACAGAAUACUGGUAAAAAAAAACUCUGGAGAAGCUACAAUUUCUUCUCUUAUUUAAUACUGGAGAUUCAUAAUUUUGUAUUAUAAUUGGAAUGUUUUCAUAAAGCCAUAUAGAGAAGCAGUACUUGCUCAAAACUGCUAUUUUUCUUUUUUCUGGAAGUUCUAACUGGAUUGGAUUAUUUAAAGAAAAUUUUUCUUCAAACCACUGUACCAUGCGGAGCUAUAGUACAUAUUUUUUUUUCCUCCUGUUUAUUACAUGCCCAAUGAUUACAUUUUGUUUUACAUUUGAAUUUACAUUCCCUUCUCACAUUUAUUUUUUACGGUUAUCCAGCCUAAUACACGCAAACCUUGAUGAAACACUCCUAUUUGCAAAUGCUUUAAAUAGUCCUUACUCAUUUCCUAUUGGAUAAACUGUGGAAUGUUUAGGAUUCACAGUUACAGCUGUUGUGUACUGUGGAACUACAAUGCAGAUUGCAGAUAUAUGGUUGAGUGAUUAUUAGUAAUUGCAGCAUUUAAUUAAAUAACUGAAAUAUUUGAUGUGACACAACACUUUCAAAUAUGUCUUAUGUUUGUAUUUAUCUGUAAAUUUCUUCUCUUGGGGAUACAAUCUAUAUUAUUAUUUUUUUCUUAAAUGUUUAAUAUUGCAAGGCACCUGCAAAAAAUUAAGCACACUUGACCACUUAUUCAUUGGAAACUGUGCAGUGCCUUUUAAUUACAUAUGUAUGAGCUGCUAACACAUGCUUAUUCUUGCAUAUGUUAUGUAAAGAAUUUUGUGACUUGGAUGUGAUGGAGUAUUGACAUUUAUAAUGUUUAUAUUUAUGUGAUCUGUUUAUACUAUGAAUAUAAUUUGUACUAACAGCCUUUGCAACCAAUAAAGGGUUUGCACCAGA